UAUUCAUGAGACGGCAAAGAAUGGCUGGCAGGUAGGUCAGAGCCAGUCUAGGAAGAGAGAGGUUUGAAGUUUACUUCUUGAAGACGGACAGCCGAAAUGGACGUGGAAAAUACGUCACGUCUCCAUUAUGGGGACAUUUUGGUGAUCGUCGCUUACUUCGUCAUUGUUAUUGGAGUCGGAAUUCUCUCAUCAUGCCGGAACAGAGGCACCGUGGGAGGAUACUUUUUGGCGGGAAGGAGCAUGCACUGGAUCCCGAUUGGGGCGUCGUUAUUCGCCAGCAACAUCGGCAGCGGUCACUUCGUGGGUCUGGCAGGAUCCGGAGCUGCAAGCGGCAUCGGCAUAGCAGCGUUUGAACUCAACGCCAUCUUCAUCCUGAUGAUUCUCGGGUGGAUCUUCGUCCCCGUCUAUGUCGCUGCUGGGGUAUUCACCAUGCCAGAAUACCUCCGGAAGCGUUUUGGGGGUCAAAGGAUCAGAAUCUACCUGGCCGUUCUUGCCUUGAUCCUGUAUGUCUUCACGAAGAUCUCUGCCGACUUGUACUCCGGCGCCAUCUUCCUGACACAGGCCUUGCCGGAGCUGAACCUGUAUGUGGCUGUCAUCAUCCUGCUCGUCAUAGCCGCUCUCUUUACCAUUGGAGGUGGUCUGACUGCUGUGAUCUGGACUGACUUCAUCCAAACAAUCAUCAUGGUCAUUGGUGCCUUUAUCCUCAUGGUGAUGAGUUUUAUUGAGAUUGGAGGCUAUGAAAGAGUUAUCAAGGAAUUCUUCGAAGCGUGGCCCAAUACAACGAAAGUCCACUACGGCGUUAAAAACGACAACUACAGCUACACCAAGUGUGGCUUACCUCCAACCAACUCCAUGCAUCUCAUCAGAUCCCCAGAAGAUCCUGGUCUUCCCUGGCCUGGAAUCAUGUUCGGCCUCACCAUCUCCUCCAUCUGGUACUGGUGCUCUGACCAGGUUAUUGUACAGAGGGCUCUGGCUGCCAAGAACAUCUCCAACGCCAAGGCCGGCGCCAUCCUUGCUGGUUACCUCAAGUUCCUCCCCAUGUUCCUAAUCGUCUUCCCAGGGAUGAUCUCCAGAAUACUGUUCCCCGAUAGAGUAGCCUGUGCCGAUCCAGAAGUGUGUUUCAAGGUGUGCGGAAGUCGUUCUGGCUGCACCAACAUCGCCUACCCGACUCUGGUGCUGGAACUGAUGCCCCCGGGACUCCGAGGUCUCAUGCUGGCGGUGAUGAUGUCCGCCCUCAUCUCCUCCCUCACCUCCAUCUUCAACAGCAGCUCCACCCUCUUCACCAUGGACAUCUGGCGAAGAAUUAGGAAACAAGCUUCUGAUGUGGAGCUCAUGAUUGUUGGCAGAGUGUGUGUCCUCAUCCUUGUUGGUGUCAGUAUUGCCUGGAUCCCCAUCGUCCAGAACAUCAGUGAGCUGUUCCACUACAUCCAGGGAAUCACCAGCUUCCUUGCUCCUCCUGUCUGUGCCGUCUACCUGCUCGCCGUCUUCUGGAAACGCACCAAUGAAGUCGGUGCUUUCUGGGGCCUGAUGGUCGGACUCGUCACUGGGCUGAUCCGCUUUGCCUGGGAGUAUUCGUAUUCUCCCACCCCCUGCGGUGAAACCUCAGACAACCCCAUGCCUGACAUCCUCUCCAAAGUCCACUACCUCCAUUUCGGGUGUAUCCUGUUCCUCAUCGUCACCAUUGUCACCAUCAUCAUCAGUCUGCUCACAAAAUCAAUUGAUGACAUCCACUUGGUUCGGCUGACAUUCUGGAACCGCUUUGAAACUGGGCCACGUGUCGACAUCGACGAGGCGCAAAUAGCCCAGGAGGAGAAGGAGAAACAAGAAGCCUUGGCUGCGGCGCCAAUAGUGGAUUACGGCAGUCUACCAUGGUACAAGAAAGCGGGGCAAUGGAUCUGUGGCAUCGAGAAGAUGAACCAACAACAGGAGCUCACCCCAGAGCAGAAGGCAGCUUUGGAGGCCAAACAAACGUCCAUCUACGAGGGGAAGACAUGGAGAAGAGUCCUCAAUUUCAACGCUAUCCUACUGAUGACUGUAGCCACCUUCAUGUGGGGCUUCUAUGCUUAAAGGACAGACGAAACAUUGAUCACCUACCUGGGACUAGCAAAUCAUUGAAACGUUGACACUGUAGUCAGAAUUGAAAUGGCAAUGAAAUAUUUUACUCAUAUAGUUGUGUCAGUAGAUUGAGUAACAUAUAUGUUCCGUAACAGAAUAUUUUUAGACGUUCUGCUAUGUAGGAGCUUACCAGUCUAAAUGCACCUGCAUCUAGCCGUCAUAUACCAUACUAACUCAACCACACCGAAGUGUCAUACAUUUCCGCUCUAUAGUUAAGUUCAUACAUCAUUUGUUUCACGAUUAUGACAAGUUAUUGCUGUAAUACUCUGAGAGUAACAAAGGAAUUGGGUAAUAUUUUUUGGCAAAUAGCAUCAUACUGUUUCACUAUGUUAUAAUCAGGGUAAAAGAAAACAAUUAGAUAGUGUAUUCUUAUGUCAUCCAUACAUUCACUGGUAAAUUUAGAAUUUUUAAAUUAUAGCAGACGCUCUUGUGAAAUAUUAUAUCACUAAGACGUCCAAAAAGAAGUUCCAACAAUGCCCUAGCCAUCGACCGGCCCUUUACCCCGCGUAACGAACACAACUAUUACUCAAAGAAAUAUAAUCGUUUGUCAAAAUUAUUCAGUUGAAAGAAAAUUGAAAUUUGGUGCUCAGCAAAAAGUCCCAUUUUAGUUUGAACUAUCGCUGCUAUUAAUCAAGAUGCAUUUGAAUCAAUGAUUUAAUGUUAUGACCAUCUGGAUGUUUCUCUCUGGCAUAAUAUGUAUCAAUUAAAUCAGUUUUGUAUAGUUGAUGGAAAUGAUUUGGUCCCACACAAGCCAAAUUAAAUGCUACUUAUUCGCUUUUAAAUUUGUAUGAUGCAUGUACUCGACGUUUAAUGUCGUUGUAAUUGAGAGUGUGAUGUAUAGUAUUAUGUAUGAAUUAACACAAGAUGAUCAAAAUACUCAUUUUUAGACAUAUCUCUGCAUAGAUGUAUCUACGACCCACUGUCACAGGCCCAUGUAGUGCAUGAUCUUCUUGAACUCAUAAUUAAUCUGUCAAACAUUCAAAUAUAAAUGACCCACUGUUCUAUUCCAGGCUAUGUUAAAGGAAAAUCAACUAUUAUGUCGUGGUUUCUGUGAUGACACCAGGUGUAAACGAACAGGAAGUGUGUUUUACUCAAAUAACCCUGUCCAUAUCCAAUAGAAAUGUCUGCAUAAAGCAGAGUCGAUUUUGAAUUCCGACAAUAUCACGAUCAUGUGUUUAUGAAUCACUAUCAAACAGUAAUGAGUUCAGGUGUUCGCGAAAAAGUGAGCGUAUCCUGCCCCAUCGGUGUCACAAACACAUGCAAAGGCAAGUCAAUUGUUCACCUGAAGAAACACGGUAACAUAUGAUACAAGUCAAAAUAGGGACAUCGUACAUAUACGUCAAUGACAGACACGUUACCGUAGAUGUAUCAAAUACUCUGGUACUAUACUUAAUAGCCAGUCUGGAUCACUGAAAAUCACUGAUGACGCUAGGUGUUCGCGAAAGGGUCACCAUGUCCUACAGGUUCAAGAUAACUGUCUCAAUAGCCUCAACGGUUCAUUCUCAAGACUAAUUCGACACAGCUGGAAUGUAUAUCACCAUAUUCCUUAAUAUUGGAAAAACAAUGAUUUAAGGUGUAAUAUUAUUAAUCUCAUUAUAAUUUCGACACUGUUGGUAGGUUUUGGAGAAUGUGAAUCUUAUAUUUGUAGACAUUACCCCGUAGCUGUCUAACAGUGUUAUAUUAUACUGGGCGACGUACGUUUGACGUACGUUUGACGUACGUUUCUUCGUGUGUGUCUUUUUAUCUCAGUUUGAUACUUAUUUAAACAGAAAUACGAUGAAACAGUGCGUGUAUUUGUCUCAGCUGCGUUUUACAAUAUACUGUUCACAAAUGUUCGUUAUUGCAUAUUUUGUAACCAAAAAACCGUUUGCCUUAAACAUGUGGUUUUUGAUGCGGUCCAUUGUAAAUAUUCCUGGAGUUAUUGUCUGACAACAUGAUCAAAUGCUACCAGAGUUGUGCCUGAUUAUAUUUUCAUUUCAAUAUAUCUACUUUGUAAUACUU
Messenger RNA from Haliotis rufescens (red abalone), 4116 nucleotides. Its product is annotated as sodium/glucose cotransporter 4-like. The transcript is spliced from 14 exons. Gene Ontology annotation, molecular function: D-glucose:sodium symporter activity. Lineage: Eukaryota; Metazoa; Mollusca; Gastropoda; Lepetellida; Haliotidae. Gene Ontology annotation, cellular component: plasma membrane. The coding region runs from base 97 to 2067 and encodes 656 amino acids. Gene Ontology annotation, biological process: transmembrane transport. The record is from RefSeq and is a predicted model, not a curated record.